Messenger RNA from Motacilla alba alba, 10252 nucleotides. RefSeq names its product class II major histocompatibility complex transactivator (gene CIITA). Gene Ontology annotation, molecular function: ATP binding; protein binding. Lineage: Eukaryota; Metazoa; Chordata; Aves; Passeriformes; Motacillidae. Bases 4621 to 8076 code for a protein of 1151 amino acids. Gene Ontology annotation, biological process: positive regulation of MHC class II biosynthetic process; inflammatory response; positive regulation of MHC class I biosynthetic process. The record is from RefSeq and is a predicted model, not a curated record. The transcript is spliced from 21 exons.
CUGCUACCUUUAUUCUUACUGAUGGACUGUUUAACAGCAUGGCUUUGGGACAGAUUUGAACUGGAAUGGAAAAGGAGAGGAAGAAUUUGGGGAGCAAUGAAAAUUGCUACUGCCAGCUCUCAUCCAAUUCUGGUUUCCAACCAAAUAAAUUGAUCUUUUCCUAAUUAGUGACAAGAUCAAGCUCUUCUUAUCAGGGACAAAUGACCAGUGAAGGUAACACUGCUUUUUAUACUGGGGCUGCUAGAAGGGAGGUUCCUCUUAAUUUUCCUCUUUGGAAUUCCCCCUCUGAGUGUUCUGGUCUUUCUUAUUUCCUCCUUUCUGCUGUCACUUUCUCUUAGCCCUGGACAGGGCUGGCAGUUCUCAUCAUUUAUUGGUACUGAAUCCAGAGUGGAAGAGCAGGAGCUGUCCGGUUUCUUAAGGUUAGUUUUUCUUGAACCCUUGAAUGCAUGCUUUUUUUAUCAUGGUAAAUUCAUCUUAUCAUACUUUUUGUACAUAUUUGUAAUUGCAGUGUGUCAGUAUCUGGACUUGUGUUGCUUCAAAUACUAGUGGGAUGAUGUCUAAAUGUGGGUGAAAUUUUAGAGACAUUUUUGUGAUUUGGUUUUGUGGCUGGCCCUGCUACUUGCUCAAAGGGUUGCUAUAGUUUGUUUCAGACUUUGUUAAGAAUAUUCUUUUUUUGUAUAAACGUUGUGCCUAUGGAAAGCGAAACUGAGAAUCACUGAAAAAAAACUGGCUUAUUUCCAUUUUUUCAUAACUCUGGCAAAACAACCUAGAGCUUUACUUUCCCACUGAGGAGGGCUGAAAUUCUGUCCUGAAGAAAGCCGUUGAGUUAAAAUGUAGACAAGUGUCUGCUGUGAUCUUUACUUUAUCUCAUAGCUGGGAUGAGAGAGCUGGGCACAGCUGUGACACAGGAGGUUAUACUGGACAUGAAAGGCAAGUUCUGCUCUGAAUCACAACUCUGACACCUGCAGGGCACUUGUUACAGCUCUGCCUGAACUUGUCCAUCUCCUGCACCAGACAAGUAAUAUUGCUCGUUCUAAGCUAAGCUCAUUGAAAGGCAAAAUCUUCUUUUACCUGAUAUCUAUGCUUUAUUAAACUCUUUUAAACUCAUCUCUAACAGAGACAAAGGAUAACAGGCAGGAUAUAGAUCAGGUUCUUUUUCAGCUCCAUCUCUGUUUUUCUUUAAUUUUAGAAUCAAAUAAAUUCUGUGGAAAGUAACACCAUUCCAUCAGAAAGAUAAAGACUCUCAGCAAAAGUAUGAAAAGUCUUUACCUCUUCUUGAGCUGGGUAAUACAAUGGAAAAGUUAAACUGGCCUUUAAACUGUUAGUUGAACUGUAAGUUUUUCACAGAUCUGAAAUAGAAACUAAAACUUCAAAGCUAAAUAUAAAUUGAGCUCCAUUAAUUGCAUUUUACAAAUAAUCAGGGCAUGUCUGAAAGGAAAAAUCCAUGUGGUACCUGUGGAGCAGAGGAAUUGUUACUCAUGUAUUUGAGAAGAGGAAAAGGAUAUAAGUGAUUGGAAUGUGGAGAGAAUUUCAUCCUUCCCCACUGCUGGCUUGCCCACCUCCCAGAUAAGCUGCUCCCAAAACAUUGUCUGCAGCAAAAGCCCGGAAACAGCUCUGCUUUUGGGGGAGUGCCUUGUGCACCUUGACAUAACCUUUGGGGGGGCACAGAAGAUGAGAGAAAACUUUCUAAAGUUGGUGUGAGAAAACAAGGCUAUAAAAUAGCGGCCAACAAUAUUGAGCUUUUCAAUCAAAGUGCUUUUAAAUCAAAGCACUGGUGUUUCACUGGACUCCUUUUUUACAGCUUGAUAUAACCUGCUUUUUGUCAGCUUGUUUCACUCAGACUCACGUGUAGCACUUAAUGGGUCUGGGGCGUUGGAGGAAAAUAGCAUUUGUUCAGCAAUCUUUUUAUUUCAUUUUUCAACUUCCUGUCUUCACAGGAGUCCCACUGUUCCAUUUUUCUGAAUUCUAGGAGUUGGAAUGUUAUGAAAGACUUGGAUGUUAUGUCAUCCUCUGGUUAACAAGUGUGUGAUUUGCAUAGCACUACUACUCUUUUCUAUGAAUUAUCCUCAGCUUCCUAAACUGGUCCAAAAGUUAAAUUAGAGGGGGAUUUCCUCUGUUCCUAAAAUGACUUUACAAAUUUUCAUUUUCUUGACCUCUGUACUCAUGUGGGAGAUUUAUUGCCUGUUAGUUCAUAUGUCAACAGAAGUUUGGGAAGGAAAGCCCCUAACAGCUCUCCUCAAAUCUUCUCUCCUUUACAUUGUUAUUGGAGUAAAUGUUGCAUUUUGGCCUUUAUAAUCCUUUGUUCUCCUAGAUAACAUUUGAUUUCAAUUAGUAGCAGACCCCAUUGCCUGGAAUUUUUAACAUGCUGACCCUUUAAAAUAUAAGGCACAAUUAAAUCAAAUUAUUUGGGGAAAAUGAUGAAUCAAAAUGACCUCCAUUGCCUUUAGAACUCUAAAAUGGCCCAUCUAACUCUUAUGAUUAAUAUGUGAUUUAGGUGAACACCUACUCCUUUUUUGUCCUUUUACAGUGAUGGUCACUGUUUCUUUCAUUGCUUUUCCAGCAUUUUUAAUUCAUAUUGAACUCAUAUCAUCACUUGAACUCUAAAAGAGCACUGAAAAAAAAACCCAUUGUGAGUCUUGGAAGUGAACCAUAUUGUCAUGCCAUGUAUGCAGGAUGCAGAGCUGAACCAAAUGCAUCCUGAGUAGAGACCUAGCAGUGUCAGGUGUGCCCAGAAUCACUGCAGAGGUGUCACAAAGGGCACACAGGGUGGCAAGUGUGGCAGUGCAGCUGGAGCAUAUCGGCUGCUGGGGAAAGGAGGUGUUAUUUAAGGAUUUAAAGAACAAUAUUUAUCUUAACCAGUGUCCAAACCACAAAGGAUUGAACUCUCUGCAUGGCAUGGAAAUACAUUUGGAAGUACGUCCUGUCUCGUCCCCACCCAGCACAUGCCCUUUGUGCGUGGCAGCCUUGCAGGUGGCCUUGGGGACUCCUGUCCUGCAGGUCCCUGCAAGCUCUGCCUUGCUCCUACUGAGACCUGCCACUGGCCUCCACAGCCCUAACACAGAAAUUAUCACAAAAUUAUUUAUUCCUCUGGCAUGACACUGCCAAAUACCGCUUUUGGCAGCAUUGGGUCCCAUGAGACCCCAAAGGGAAUGUAAUAUCAGUAAAUGAAGUUAAAAUAAUGUAUGAAACAACAGAGGAAGUGCUGAGCAGUACAGAGCUUAUUCACCCUUCACCUCAGACAGGACUGCUGGGAUGCUGUGACAAAAAAAAAGGGGAAGCUCUGGGAAAGGAGUUGCUGCUGUAAACAAGCUUGGUAAAGGUCUGGUUUCAUUUUGUGUCCUUCAGUUGCAAUAUGCAGCAAAACAAUUGCUGUCCCUGAUGUGUAGUUUUCCUUGCCUCUGCCUCCUCUCCAUGUAGAAAUUUCCAUCUUUCAAAAACUUGCUUCUUUAUUCACAGUAUAUUUUCCAUGGUGGGACCGUGUUUUUAAUGCAGCAGAAUACACCUGUUAUUAAAAAUGUUUUGGUUCAGAUUAGAAAGAAAUCCCAGGAUCCUAAAUCCAGUGUAGUCAAUAGAGAGAUAUCAAUACAAGAAUUUGAGUCAAAACAAAACAAUGAAGAAAAAAUACCAGAGUAAGGUGAGGGCCUUUCAGACUGGUGUAACAAACAAAGGCAAGCAACCAAGUUUUUCAUUUUUGAAGGAGUUGCAAUCUUCAUCUUGAUAAGAUAGAAAAGUAUGUUUCUCUCACUUCUGUGCACCUGAGAUGUACCAUCUUUUACAUUCUAGUUUUAAGCUCUGUAGCCAGACUUAGCACUGCCAAGACUUUCCCUUGGUUGCUUCCUGACUUCUUGACCAUUAUAGCAUAAAACAUUUUUGCAUUUCUUAUGUGUUUAUCCACAGAGAAAUGCUAUUGAAAGAAAAGUUUAAAGAUAGAAAAGCUCUUCUGACUAUAAAUUAAUUAAAGCUUGGUAUUUCCAUGAAGAUUAAGUAGCCCUACUCAGUCUCCUUCCCUAGGACAUGCCCUUUUCUUUGUGCUGUAAUCAAGCAAUUUGCCAAUCACUGAACUUGGAGGGAUAGAUUUGACUGUUUUGCAUUCCCCUUAAGUGUUCUGCCCGAUUUCUUCUCUGACUCUAACCCCAAAAAUUAUAUUGACUCAGAGGUAGUUUUUCAAUGGCUUUAUUCACAAAGUCUGGCAGCUUGGCCCUCUGUAAGGCCCUAUUUAGAUUUUCUGUUAAUUCAACAAAUGGAAGGGGCAAAACAAAGUGUUGCAACAAACUGAAAAUUUAAUCUGGUGUGUUUAUAAUCUCCUUCUUGGUUCUCAGGCAGGUUUCUCAACUUCUGCUUUCCAUUUAUAGCUGCCAGGCAAUAAUAUCAAAUUUUUGUAAUCUUGGUAGUGUUGUGAGGCCAUAAAACAUGAAAAAGGAGAACUAUCUUAGUGCAGACUAUUCCUAUUCAUGGAUCCACACCAUGCUCACCUACUUUUCAAAUUUCUGGCUCUAGAUUUUGGCAUUUUCUGCAGCAAAUGCAGAAAUAUCCAUUUCCAAGCUGUUCAGAGGGACAACCCCAUGGAGGGGUAAGAGGAAUGAAGAUGAGUUAAUAACCAGCACCACGUGCUAGUGUGUGAUGAGGUCUGCUUUGCCUUCUUUCAUCACAGCUGCAGUGUUGGCUGUUGUUGGGUUUUCCAUGUUGCAGACAAAGAGACAAACUAUGGAUUCAGUAUUUGUGCCUGAAAAUGGCUACCUUGAUUUACUGCACAGUGAUAUUGACCCAUUGCAUCUGUGUACUUUCUUUGAUCCUAAGUCAUCUGGAGAUGAAGAAGGUGACUUCGCUACAGAUCUUGAAGUUGAUGCCAGCAACUAUGAACAGUUAAAUAAUAUGGAUUUCCCAUAUGAAAAUGGAGAUGGGUUCUACCCCUGUUGCAACACCACGGAUGCUUAUGCUACAAUAGCUGAAUUAGUAGAAUAUGUGCUCAAGGAUCAGCAAGAGAAGCAGGUUGAAGACAUUUUUGCAGGGAACCUUAUUUUGGAUGACAUUGCUGCUGAAAACACUGAGAAAUUUCCUGACAUAAAGAUGCAGUCAUGUCUUAAACGAACUUUCUUAGGCUCUACAGCAGAGAGUUACUGUGAUGCUUCAGAACCCAAAUAUAAGAAAACUGUGGAAGUCCCUGCAGCUUCUGCAGGGAGUGGCAGUUUCUUUGCUAUGCCUCUGAACAGCCACCCAGUGAGCUGCACCUCCCUAACUAACCAGCACAUGUCCUGUUCUGUUCCUGCUGCCCAUGGGCUGGAAAGAAGCCUCAUCAUUCCUGGAUUGUCAGAACCUUUGACCUCAGAGUGCCUACCAGUCAGUGUGAAAGGGUACCAAGAGAAUCCAGGCUUGGCAGGUCCUCCUCAGGAGAUAUUUAACUUUGUUCUUGAAAAUGGCCCAUCUGAUGUUAUAGUAUAUCCAGUGCUGACAUCUCCCAUGGAAACACUCAUGUCUCCAAAUUUUCCAGUUAAUUUAUGUGCACAACAUACGUAUGCCACAAGCCCUGGAAUUCCAGAUGCAGCAGCAGAUAAAUCAGCAUAUUUAGAGAAAUUUCAAGAAGUUCAAGAUUCCAUAAUUCCUUCUGAAGAACCUUUCAAAAGACCAGAGCAAGUGGAAACUUUCUGUUCAUCCCUUAAGGAUUAUUUCCGAGACACGUGCAAAUCUGUGACCAUGGAGCGGGAAGUAAAUCUGGAUCACCUGUUCAUUGAUGGGACACUUGUUCAAAGUCAAACUGAAACCAAGACUGGAAAGAAUAGUGCAAAAGCAAUGGAAAAGGAGCUGGUAACCUGCAGCCUGCAAGAGAAGGAAAAGACAGCCAUCGAUAGAAGCCAAAUAUUUCAAAUCCCACAGCGUAAAGACUUAGAGACUAAAGUGAUUGUGGUGCUGGGAAAAGCAGGAAUGGGAAAAAGCAUUCUCGUUCAGAAGAUCUGCCAGGACUGGUCCAAUGGAGAGUUUUCUCAGUUUGAAUUUGUUUUUUGGUUUGACUGCAAGCAAAUAAGCUUGCCUGAGAAGCAAUACAGCCUGAAGGAACUGCUGCUUGAAUUCUUCGUAAAACCUCAAGAGGGAAGCGAAGAGAUCUUUGAGUAUGUGUUGCAAAAUCCUGAUAAAGUCCUUCUGAUUUUUGAUGGUUUUAAAGGGUUGCAUGAUCAUGAGAAUUUUCCUCGUUCAGCCAGCCAGCCUGAAAAGGAUUUGUGCAGUAUAAAGGAGCUGCUUUCAGGACUCAUCCAGAAAAAGAUACUCAAUGGCUGUACUUUAUUAUUUACAGCAAGACCAAAAGACAAACUGUACCAGUACGUGUCCAAAGUGGAUAAGACUAUUGAAAUUGUAGGAUUUUCGCCUCAGCAGAGAGAAUUGUACAUAACCAAAUACUUUGAAGAAUCAUUAUACUGUGAUAGUGCACUGAAAUUAAUCAAAGAGUGUGAGUACUUGUUCAGUCAUUGUUACAGUCCUGUUAUGUGCAGAUUCAUUUGUUUUCUCUGUGAGACUGUGCUUGAAAUGGGAGAGAAAAGUCUUCCUUCAACUCUUACUGAAGUCUUCCUGAAAUUUUUUCAGCAGAAGAUAAUGUUUCUGCAAACAGAUGUUACAACCACACAAAAUCAAGAGAGUCUUGCUACCCUAGCUCGUGUAGCCUGGUGUCUUGGAGAAAAGCACCAAAGUGCCAUGAAAAGUGAUCUUAUUCUUUCUAAGGGAGUUAAAGAGUUUGCUCUGAAGUAUGGGUUUUUCCUGCCAUUUGCAUUCCCCAGACAUUCAGAUAGUGAAGAAGAGGAAUUUGGGAGCACAUUCUCUGAUUUUGUCAUUCAGAAUUUCUUGUGUGCGCUCCACCUUUUGUUAGCAGAAGAGCUCAAGGAUAAAAACCUAACAAAGUACCUGUCUUUCCUAUCCAAGAAGAAAAAACCUUAUAACUGGUUAGAUUUAAUGCCUCGAUUUUUGGCUGGUUUGAUGUUUCUCCAGGACGACCCCUACUUCUGCUCUCUUUCAAAUGAGGAUGGAAAACAAUCAACCAAGAAGCAGAAGACACUCUUGAAAUACAUUAGAAGGCUGCAGAUUAAUACUCUCUGUCCAGAGAGAUUGCUGGAGCUUUUAUGUUGUGUUUAUGAAACACAGAACAAUUAUCUUCUGCAGCACGUGGCCUUAAGACUCGAGCCAGAGUUGUCUUUUCUGGGCAUAGUUCUUACACCACCUGAUGUCCACGUACUUCACUCUAUUUUGAAAAGGUCAAGAAAAGAGUUUUCCUUGGAUUUGCGGAACAGCAGCAUUGACAUGCAAGGGCUGCAAGCCUUGGUCAGCCUAAGGAAUGUGGCAUCAUUCAGGGCUUCCCUCAGUGACACAGUCAGGCUCUGGAAAUCUUUAGAACAGACAAAAGACUACGAACUGCUGAAAGCGUCCACAGAGAAAUUUGUUCUUGAUCCCUUUAAGGCAAAGACAAUGAAGGACAUCAGUGACCUCUCCGACCUUGUAGAGAUGCAGGAGAAGAUGAUGAAUUGUGUGCAAGAAGCAUCUGGUUGCACCAGCUAUGAAAUUCCUGCCAUCAGAAACCUCAGAAAACUCGAAUUCGCGCUAGGUCCAGCAUGUGGCCUUCAAGGAUUGCUAAAACUCGUGAAAAUUCUUGCAGCAUUUCCAUCACUUCAGCAUUUAGACCUUGAUGCUCUGAGUGAAAAUGGCAUAGGAGAUGAAGGAGCAAAGAGUCUGUCUGAAGUCUUUCCAACCCUGACAUCACUGGAAACAUUAAAUUUAUCACAGAAUAAAAUAACCGACCGGGGUGCAGAGAACCUCGCUGCAGCUCUCCCUUCCUUGUCUUCCUUAAAAACACUAAGCUUGUACAAUAACAACAUUUGUGAUUUUGGAGCAGAAAAUCUGGCAAAAGUUCUUCCUGCAAUGACAUCUUUAAGAGUGCUAGAUGUUCAGUAUAACAAAAUAACUGGUGUUGGAGCCCAGCAGCUGACUGAGAGCCUACGAAAAUGUCCCCAUAUGAAGAACUUAGUGAUGUGGAAUCCUACCAUUCCCUAUGGAGUUCUUGAACACCUUCACCAACUGGACUCCAGGAUCAGUGUGUAGAUUCAGAGGAUUCCAUAAAGGUGUCAUAAAGAAGAGGGGAGGGUGUCCUCUGUGCUUUCCUGUCUUCUUGCUGCUUUAUGAAUCGGUGUUCUCAUGUUUGUUGCAAAAUGUCACAUUUAAGUUUCUAAGCAAUGCUUAAAUUGGGUGAAUAAUAGAGCUUUAAAAUGCUAUUCAAAGACCCAACUGUAUUUCUACUUAAGUAGUAAAUGUUAAGCAACAUCAAAGAUGGAAAGAGCAUCUGGAUACUAUGACCACCAUUAAAGGAGACCAGGAACCACAAGGAUAUUGUGAGUAUAAAAUUCCAUCAAGUCAUCGAAGAGCAAACUGAAAGCUGCUCAACCUGCAACAUCUGAAGCACUGACAGAUCAAAUCUGAUUGUUUAUUUCAUGGUGCCAGUGGUAACUGCCAUCAAAUCUGGUCUGAUGAUUUUGGCCUUCCAAAGCUCAGUGUUACAGAUUUCACCUGUCUGUAUGGACUGAUGGGAAACACUGGGGUGAGGAGCAUAAAAGAAUCAUCAGCCCUAGCAAAUGUUCUGAUAGGAUUAUCCACAAGAUUCUAGAAGUUGCUCUUUUCUUCAUAAUAAUCAGUGAAUCUAGAAGUUGCUCUUUUCUUCACUAAUAAUCAGUGCUGCCUUAAGGGAUAGGAGCAUAUCUUAUCUUCUAUGACUUGUUACAGAAUCCUUCAAAAAGACUGGGAAAAAAAAAAAGAAGAAGUAAUGAGAAGAAAGGAAUUGAAAGUUAAAAACUAUGAAGGAUUCUUCUAACAUUAUUGCAGAAAUCCAAAUAGAUUAAAAUAGCCAGUUUAUUGCACACAAAUCCUCAAACAAUCUUUGAAGGUUUUUACUUUGUCUCAAAUGAGAACUCUAAAUUCAUAUACCUGGAUUGGUAUUUAAUUUCUUAAAUGCAGCUGGCAGCAUAAAUGUUUACAAGCACCAGUUUUAUACUUGACAGUGAGAUCACUACUGUGUGUGGUUUAUGUGGCCUUCUGGUUCUGAGUUAGGAGUAACCAGGCAAUCAGACAAAAGCACAUUUCAAAGCACUAUCAUGUCUAUGCUGCUGGUCUCAGUCAUAUGUGGGCCAAAUAUUCAUCCUGCUGACUGCAACAGCAAACCAGUUGUCUCUUUUAUUCUUUUAUUUCUGCUCUGUGAACAUGAAGAGAACUUAAAAUUGGGCAGAGGCAAUUGUCAGGUCAGGAGCACCAUUCUGGCUUCCUGUCACGAUAAAGUCUGAGACAGAACAACGGAAAGGGAUGGAAAAAGCUAGGAAUGCUCAAAUGCUACAAAUUGGGAAGUUUUCACUUCACAGUUAGCUCAGGGUUAUUUCAACAACCUCUUUGAUAUCUCUUCUGCUAGGAAGCACUGACAAUACUGACCCAAGGAUCUGUGCAAACUAGACUCUCUCAACUAACUUCUCAAAUACUCUGUUUCUUGGUCUUUAAAAAUUCACAGAUUUAAAGUUCAAAAUCACAACAUUCAUUUUCUUUCCAGCAAGUUCUACUUCUCUGCUUAAGUUUCAGUGCCUGCAGAAUCUUGACAGCAGGGAUGUGGACAAAUUAAAGAGAGUGGACAAAUUAAAGAAACAAGGGAGAAAGGAAGGUCUGUUUGUUGUUUCUGAGGGCAGGGAAUCAGAUAUAACAUGUAAAGGAACAGAGAGCAAGGAGGAAAAACUCUGUGGAGAAUAUGAUUGUAAUUAGAAUGUGGGGUUUUUUUUUUACCAUCUACAUGGUUCUUCUCUGUAGCCAAACUCUGGCCAGAGCCAUGGAUAAAAAUCUUAUUCAUCCUCUCCUCUUGGAGCUGCUUGAAUGGGAGGUAGUUUGAGCCAAAUCUGGUGUGAUAUUCCCAUCAGCCUGUGGUACUCCAGCCAUGCACAUCCGUGAUGAGCCCUUGUCUUGACCUCUCCUAACUAAGCUUUGGAUGACAAAUGGCCUUUAGGGAUAUAUUCUGCAGCUGCACUUUACCAUGACUGAGUCUGAAAAUGUGCUAAAUAUUCCAUAGGCAGCUGAAUGUUACAGGAUGCUGUCUGGACUACUAAAAUCAUGUUGGGUGUACUGCUGUUCUCUGAGUUAGUGGGAAUGUAUGUUUAUAAUGUACAGAUUGUAAAUUUUGAUACAGUGUUUUGGCUGUCUUUACACAUCUUUUUUAAAGUAUCAAUAAAAGUAAGUAUUCUGUUUAACAGUA